AUGGCUCCAUCAGACACUCUGUGCGCGGUGCUGGAGAGGGACACGCUGGGCAUCAGGGAGAGCCGUCUGUUCGGGGCGGUCGUGCGCUGGUCCGAGGCCGAGUGCUUCAGGCAGCAGCUGCCGAUCACUGCGGAGAACAAGCAGAAGGUUCUGGGCAAGGCCCUCACCCUCAUCCGCUUCCCGCUCAUGACCGUGGAGGAGUUCGCGGCAGUAAACCCCAAACCGCGGGUUGAGUACAAUGACAGGCCCCGCUGCAGUCUCAGGGGAAAGGAGUGCAGUAUUAGUAGAUUCCAGCAGGUUGAGAGUCGAUGGGGAUACAGUGGGACCAGCGACCGCAUUAGAUUUAAUGUCAAUAGAAGAAUAUCAGUAGUUGGGUUUGGCUUAUACGGUUCAAUACACGGACCCAACGACUACCAGGUCAACAUUCAGAUCAUCGAGAGUGAUAAGAGCCAGACGCUGGGCCAGAACGACACGGGCUUCAGCUGCGACGGCACGGCCAGCACCUUCAGGGUCAUGUUCAAGGAGCCCGUGGAGAUCCUGCCCAACGUCAGCUACACCGCAUGCGCCACGCUGAAGGGUCCGGACUCCCACUACGGUACCAAAGGUCUGAAGAAGGUGAGCCAGGAGUCGGGGCCCGGCCCCAAAACCACCUUCUUCUUCUUCAGCUCGCCAGGCAACAACAACGGUACCUCGGUAGAGGACGGCCAGAUCCCCGAGAUCAUUUACUACAUCUGAUGUCCUCCAGUCGGCCCCCCCACCAGGGCAGGGCAGGGUGGGGGCAGCCCACCCGGGGGCCUCUGCGCCGGUGGGGGCUGCAGGGCUAGACAGACCCUGGCUCUCCACAUCCAUGUGGACGGUUCCAGAGUUGUGUGUUUCUACUUGUGGAUGGGAUGCUAUGUCUAACUGUAGUGUUUCUCCCCAAUCAUCUUCUUUUGAUUGUAUUUUUUUGUCGAUGUAUGUUCAUUGUUUCGUUUUUUUAUAUCAUGCAAAACUAGUCACAGAAACACGGGAUUUAUGGGUGACAAGGUUUAAUUUGCUUUAGUUUAAGGGCCAGUGGGAAUUUGCAGGUGAUCAAUACUUUGGUUUUAGGUUGGAGGUGAAAUUGAUUGUAUGCUGUAGACUUGUCAUUAUUACUCAAAGGCACGACCAGACAGCCAAGGUACAUGUGUAGUUUAUCUCUUUAAAUCCUCAUAUACACUCAACAUUGCCUUGUCUUAUUCUUUUGGAUCGUCUUUGCAGACCAGCUCAGAAGCUCUGUAGACACGUUUUCUUUUUUUAUAUGUGCACCAGCAGCAUCACUCAUUCAGCUGUAGUUUAAGUGUUUUUUAGUCCAUGGAUGCGGCUCAAUGUGUAUAUACUGGUACGAGAUUGCUUGUGGUACAAACUAAUUUAUGAUGCCAUAUUGUUUUCUAAGCACUUAAAAUGUAAUAAAACCAUCUUUGACACUU
Gadus macrocephalus (Pacific cod) is the source of this 1448-nucleotide messenger RNA. Its product is annotated as BTB/POZ domain-containing protein 1-like. Gene Ontology annotation, cellular component: P-body; cytosol. NCBI's taxonomy places the organism in Eukaryota, Metazoa, Chordata, Actinopteri, Gadiformes, Gadidae. The record is from RefSeq and is a predicted model, not a curated record. The transcript is spliced from 6 exons. Gene Ontology annotation, biological process: neurogenesis. Bases 1 to 735 code for a protein of 244 amino acids.